This is a messenger RNA of Vitis riparia (riverbank grape), 1188 nucleotides long. RefSeq names its product probable prolyl 4-hydroxylase 9. The record is from RefSeq and is a predicted model, not a curated record. Gene Ontology annotation, molecular function: L-ascorbic acid binding; procollagen-proline 4-dioxygenase activity; iron ion binding. NCBI's taxonomy places the organism in Eukaryota, Viridiplantae, Streptophyta, Magnoliopsida, Vitales, Vitaceae. Gene Ontology annotation, cellular component: endoplasmic reticulum. The coding region runs from base 99 to 956 and encodes 285 amino acids. The transcript is spliced from 8 exons. Gene Ontology annotation, biological process: peptidyl-proline hydroxylation to 4-hydroxy-L-proline.
CACUCCACGUAAUGAUUUAAACAUCAGACACAGGCACUUCAUCACCCGACCAGGCCUUCCCCGAGACCAGAGACAGAAUAACAGUACUGUUGCAGCAAAUGAAGAGCAAAGCGAAAGGCAAGUGGAGAUUCGGCACCAAGCUAAGGUUACCGAUGGUCUUCCUUUUCUGUUUAUUCUUCUUCCUCGCCGGAUUAUUCGGCUCUGGUCUGCUCCCUCAGGAGUUUUCUAGCUCUGAACCGAGACGGUUGAUCAGAGAGGAGAGAGAUUAUGAUCCCUUGGCUCAUGGAGAGAGCGGAGAGGACUCGGUUACUUCCAUCCCUUUUCAGGUCUUGAGUUGGAGACCACGUGCCCUGUAUUUUCCUAAUUUUGCAACUUCAGAACAAUGCCAGAGCAUAAUCAACAUGGCCAAGUCUAACCUUACGCCAUCAACGGUUGCUUUGAGAGUGGGAGAGAUACGGGGAAACACUGAAGGAAUUAGGACAAGUUCUGGUGUGUUUAUUAGUGCAUCUGAAGACAAAACUGGGAUAUUGGAUCUGAUAGAGCAAAAAAUCGCAAGGGUCAUAAUGAUUCCAAGGAUUCAUGGGGAGGCAUUUAACGUUUUGCGCUAUGAGAUUGGGCAGAGGUAUAAUUCUCAUUACGAUGCAUUUGAUCCUGCUGAAUAUGGCCCACAAAAGAGCCACAGGAUUGCUACAUUCUUGGUGUAUUUGUCUGAUGUUGAAGAAGGUGGGGAAACCAUGUUCCCAUUUGAGAAUGGCUUGAACAUGGAUAAAGACUACGAUUUCCAAAGGUGUAUUGGUUUGAAAGUAAAGCCACACCAAGGGGAUGGACUUCUAUUCUACUCAAUGUUCCCAAAUGGUACUAUUGAUCCCACAUCACUUCAUGGGAGCUGUCCGGUAAUCAAAGGGGAGAAAUGGGUGGCGACAAAGUGGAUCAGGGAUCAAGAACAAGAUGACUAAAUAUUUAUUUCUCCAACCAAUGAGCUUCAAAAAUUUUGGUUUGCUCCCGGCAUUUUGCAUCUGUCUCUUGCCAUUGGAGUCUCACAAAAAAAAGGGGUGGGUGGGUAAUUCUUCAUAGUAAUUUGUUAUUUCCAUGUGGAGUCACAAAAUAAUGUCUUAUGAAACAGUAGGAUGCAAUUAUCCUUUUAGAAGUUGCAUUUACGUCAGCUCAAUCACAGCUAAAAUGAUUGAA